AUGAUGGAUGUCCAACUGGCCGACGAAUUGCGCGAAGCUACCGACCAACUGCUCGACAUCACACCAGCCCGACCUUCCGCUUUCCCGCCUUCGCCUCAUCUACAGCAAUCACGUCGCCUUCCUUCCCCAGGUAAAGCUGCUGCUACCUCAGGCCCUCCUAGACUUGCUACGUUCUCGUCCAGCUCCAAGCUCGAAGUACUUCACUCUCCUACGGAUGUCAGACCUUGGCAGUGGCCGGUGCCAACAGCUUCCGCUUCGGUGGAUGGUGUGUACGACACGAGCAGCCCGUCACUCGGUGCGUCAGAUCGACCAGACCAGCCAAUCAGGAUUGAGCUUGGACCGAAUGUUCAAGACGAUGCGGAUGAUCAACUUCCAUCACGGGGUCUAAGCAGUCGUGUACAAUCCGUCAAGGCUGCUACUGGCCAAGAGGACGAUGGACAUCUUACAGAUGGCGCGGACCGGCAAGGCAGAGCUGCAUCUCCGAGCAAGCUCAGAGUGCGCACCCCUGUCAACGAUAUCUACAUCAAUCAGUUUGGCGAGCGCAUAGUGCAAGGCAAAGUCGUCGGGCGCAUUCUUGGCGGAAGACCAAGACCGUCUUCCCGCAACGGCGAUCCAUCACGUCAGAAUGAAGGUGCGGUACUACGACCAGCGUCACGGAAUUCUUUUGCAGCUGAUCCGUCAGCCAUACCGCUUUCACCCCAUGAGCUCAACGAUACAGCCGCUGCUGCGACGUCAAGCCCGCCUGCAUUCUUUCUCGAGUCGUUCCCGGACGCAUUCGCAGCCGCACCAAGCACGAGCCCCACGACCUCUUCCCCCCAGAGGAAAGAGCGAAGACCCUCCAAAGGGGGGCCGCCGAGCAUCAUCAAGGCUCCGCGUGCAGUGGUGGGUGCUCUCGAAUUAAAACAUUCUGACAGCUUCGAAGAGGCACAGAUUUUACAGGAUGCAAGUUUCCAGACGGCAUCCGAUUUUGGGUCGCCUUCUUCAUCAUCGUCCAAGCAGCUAUCGUUGUCGCCGAGACCUGGGAUACUCCUACCAGCUUCAGGAUCGCCAACCAGUGACGCUGAUGGUGAGCUCACCAGAGAGCUACGAGGACUACAGCUGUACAGUGCGGAUGGGGCAAAGAGCCCGGCGGGAACGAAAGAAUCCACACUGCUCUCACCAAGCGACGGGAUCGGAACAUGGGAAAGCGCAAGGUCCAAAUUCGAGCUGCCGUCGUUCCGGCGACCGACUCCAACGAUCGAAUUGAGUCAAGCCAAAGCGGACCCUGUCAUAUUGCACGGCAACAGACGACAGGCACGGGCUUCAGGCGUCGUCCUACCGCAAACAGAUGCGAACAGCGGUCACGGCUCCACGUACGCCUCUCCUGCUAUUUCGCCGGCUGUAACGUCAAUACCGGUCGAUCAGAACAGAGGAGGGCUCUCGCACAAUCAAGAGCCAGUAGAUGCGCGCUCUCGACUCGGAACCGCUUCGGAACCCACGAGCCCUCUCCUGUCUCCACGUCACACUCGAGCUGAGCAAGAAGGUGGUGUCGACCCAGCCGCGGAAGACACAGAUGAACAGGUGGAACGCAACGAUGAUAAAGACGGCGAUGACGACAAGGCCUCACUCGAAUCGGCGCCUUCCUCUCUCAUCUCGCUGCCCGUCUCCGCUCUGACGUCGUCCUCCCGCUCGCCCAGCCACCACAGUCUCGAGCGACGACGCAGCACCACAGGCAGCUUACUCUCACACGCACGCCGCAGAUCUUCUUCGCACCACCACAGCUGCGACAUCUUUGCACGCGAGAUUCGAAUCCGAGGCUGGUCCGAAGUAGGCUCGCAAGCCCGCGGGUGGGUCGUGUUCGAGCUGCGCAUCAUCACCAAACAGGGCACACCCAUCGUCGCGCACAAACGCUUCUCGUCGUUUGUCAAGCUGCGCACGCUGUUGCUCAAGGAGUGCAAGGAGCAGGCAAAGUGGCUGCCAGAACUGCCGACGCGCAGGACGGGCUUUCUGAGCAAGUACGAUGCCAAGUACUUGGAGAAGCGAAGAAGAGCGCUGCAGAGGUGGCUGGAGGUCGUCGCGCUGGAUAAGGUGUGGGGUGCGAGCGAGGCGCUGAGAGAGUGGGUGUUGGCUAGCGAUUAG
This is a messenger RNA of Sporisorium graminicola, 2118 nucleotides long. RefSeq lists its product as uncharacterized. Gene Ontology annotation, molecular function: phosphatidylinositol-3-phosphate binding. The transcript has a single exon. NCBI's taxonomy places the organism in Eukaryota, Fungi, Basidiomycota, Ustilaginomycetes, Ustilaginales, Ustilaginaceae. The record is from RefSeq and is a predicted model, not a curated record. Bases 1 to 2118 code for a protein of 705 amino acids.